Messenger RNA from Schistosoma bovis, 2090 nucleotides. Lineage: Eukaryota; Metazoa; Platyhelminthes; Trematoda; Strigeidida; Schistosomatidae. The record is from the annotation of a GenBank genome assembly.
UAGCAAUUCACCAGCUAGUGUGAUGGCAAAUUUUUGGUUGGGGAUACAGUUUGCUGGAAUUGGACAUUUUAGUACUGGACAACUUUGUGGGCUUUCAAUUCGUGAUUCUUUACAUUACUAAAAGGUGUUUUUUUAUUUCGAUAACGUCUGUAUCUGUAUCCUAACAGCCUGAACUCAUUUGGAAAGCUCGAGUAAUUUACCAUAGUAACAUCUCACUAGUAUAUGUAGAUUAUGAACUUAUUUUAAUAUGUUCCCUAUAUCUUGAUUGCGUUAACCAUCAUUUGUUUGCUUAGACUGUUGUUAUCAGUAGGAAGGUUAUCUAUUGCGCUUGUUAUUCACGAUCAAUUGCAACUAUCGUUCACAAACACUGUUUGUAUGCAAUUUUACAGAAAAUUAGGAUGAAAUAAAGUAUCGUUAAAAAAGCCGAGUAUAUUUCAGUAGUUCCUUAGUCUUUUACUUUGUUUGUGCUGUCUGUGGUAAGUCUCAGAAAUGUGGUUUAUUGGCAAGAUAUCUUGUUUCAGACCUAACACAAGUCUCGACGCUUCAAGCCAUAAUCUAACUUACUUAGUGUCUCAUGUUUAUUUUACACACUGAACUAACACAACUUGAAAGCUCUUUGGAACCCAAUCGAAGCUAACUACCUGAAAUUUAGUUAAUGGAAAGUGCACGUAUAAUCUCUUCAAAAUGGUCGUUUUGGCUCUUUUUUACUCCAAUUGAUGGUGAAUCAUGGUGAUGUACACACUUAGUGUUAUGAAUAUUAUACUAUGCAUAUUGGUGUUAAUAAAUCAGACUAUUUACCAUCAUUGAUAGUGCAGAAAUCACCUGUUAACUUUUAUAUUGGACUUUGCCUCGCCUUAUUGUCGACCUUAUUCAUUGGAACUAGUUUUAUAUUUAAAAAGCUUGCACUUCGUCGAAGUUCCAGGAAUGGAUUUAGCGCUGGUGAUGGAUCCCUAAGUUAUUUGUGUGAAUGGAUGUGGUGGAUGGGUUUUAUUCUAAUGGGUAUUGGUGAAUUUGCCAAUUUUGUAGCGUAUACAUUCGCUCCAGCUAUACUAGUGACACCAUUAGGUGCAUUAUCUGUACUUGUUAGUGCACUGUUAAGUAUACGCUUUUUAAAUGAACGUUUAAAUUGUAUUGGUGGAUUUGGAUGCGGUAUAUGUAUAUUAGGUUCAACUUUAAUUGUAUUACAUGCACCAAAAGAACAAAAUUUAACAUCACUACAUGAAAUGUGGUUAAGAGCUACCGAUCCAUCUUUCAUUAUCUACAGUUUAUUCGUUAUAUUAAUGUCCAUCGUAUUGAUUUUUAUUUUGGGUCCACGUUAUGGUAAAACAAACCCAAUUAUCUUCACAUUGGUCAGUGGAAGUAUUGGCUCAUUGUCAGUUGUUGCUUGUAAAGGUAUUGGUGUAGGAUUAAAAAAUGCAUUCACUGUUGGCUUUUCAUCAAUGUUCUCAUCAUGGUUUUUUUGGUUCCUGAUGAUCUGGCUUAUUGGUGCAAUCACAAUACAAAUGUAUUAUUUAAAUCGAGCAUUAGAUUUAUUCAGUACUGGCAUAAUUACACCGUUACUAUAUGUGUUCUUCACUGGCUUUGUAAUCAUUGCAUCAACAGUGUUAUUUCAUGAAUUAAAUGCAUUGAAUUAUAUGGAUUAUGUUGGUUUAAUAUUCGGUUUGAUAUUCACAGUGUUAGGUAUUGUUAUGAUUACUGUGCUAAAGGAUUCCAAUUUCUCAUGGAAGAGCUUACGAACAUUUUUUCAGGCAAAGCAUUCAACCUACUCGUCAUCAAACAGUUCAUUUGACAUGCACAAUAAACUUUAUCGUCGUAUUACUGCAUUCAAACUAACAUUGUAUGACUGGAAAACUCGACAUGGUAGACGUUUAUCAUUCGAUCAAUUGAGUACCGAAAAGUUAAUCUCUGAUCAUCAUUCUGAUUCUGAACUCACUGAUGUUGUACAGCUAUUGCCACAUAUAACUAGUCGUAAUAUUAAUCAAAAUGGUCAUCUAAUGUCAGGUAAGGCAAAAAUGAAAAGAAUUCAAACAUUUACUGAUUCUCCACAAUUGUAUACUCUAACAAACGGAAUAGUUUCUGUCUCUACUUAA